Molecule: messenger RNA, 630 nt
Organism: Dothidotthia symphoricarpi CBS 119687
Lineage: Eukaryota; Fungi; Ascomycota; Dothideomycetes; Pleosporales; Dothidotthiaceae
Exons: 2
Coding region: 1-630 (209 amino acids)
Source: RefSeq, a predicted model, not a curated record
AUGGCACAGUGGAAGAGCCGUACGACAACUACACGAGGCGUCGACACCUCCUUCCAGGAUCAGGGCUCACUCUACCAGUUUAACGCGCAUAUUGUGGCACGACCAGCGCUCGCCGCACCAGCUCCAGGCAAGGUCACCUUCCUCACUGGCAGCCAAUUUCCCGCGCAGGCUCGCGAGAUUGAGUACCUGUUCAUGGGCCACGGUCACAUAGUUGAGUAUCGCACCCUCGAACAAGUAUCGGCGGCAGGCAUCGACAUUCUUGCCCUCCUGGAUUUGGACCAGCCGUUCCUGAAUGAUGCGAUGAUUGAAGGAUUCGAGAGCUUCGUCGAAAUCGUUCAUAAGUUGGGGUUCUCAAGCUUUCUCAGGGUCGCUAUAGGCCAGUCAAGUCGCCAUCAAGCUCGUGCUAUGCGCUCACCCUCGGCAUGGCCAGAGCCACCCGCAUCGAACUGGGCGCCGCCUCAGGGACGUUGGGUUGAAACGUUUCGGUUCGUCGGCAAGGCAGCCCUCGCCGAACGUACCCACGAAGUUCCAGCACAAACACGCGCUGAGCGGCGGCCUGAUCAACACUCGAAAAUCCCAUUGGAUUACCCAUCGGCGAGGGGCUGGCUAGGCCCGAGGACGCGACGAUGA